This is a messenger RNA of Paramuricea clavata, 6889 nucleotides long. The record is from the annotation of a GenBank genome assembly. NCBI's taxonomy places the organism in Eukaryota, Metazoa, Cnidaria, Anthozoa, Malacalcyonacea, Plexauridae.
GAUGAUGAUGAGGAUGAGGAUGAGGACGACGACGACGACGACGACGACGAUCACGACGACGACGACGAUGACAAUCACGACGACGACGACGAUCACGACGAUCACGACGACGACGACGAUCACGACGACGAUCACGACGACGAUCACGACGAUCACGACGAUCACGACGAUCACGACGAUCAUGAUGAUCAUGACCAAAGUAAAAUAUAUUGUUCUCAUUUGCUAUAUAUAUGCAAAUUUGCGCAACAAACAAGUGACAAAAAUUGCCAGCCGGCAACGCCUUCGCACUUCUAAACACUAACAGUGGAAAAUAAUAGGUUUGAUUAAAAAUGCCUCCAAAACCGCGUAAACAGCUGGAUUGCAAACGAAUACAGAACUCUAAGAGCGAACAUUUUAAGUCUGGUAAGUUUGUUUUUCAUUUACAAUGCCAUUUUCCCUACUCACGUAAGUGUAAUAAACGUCUCGUCGUUAAUGUUUAUUAGAUACGAGACGAACAGAAAGCAAUCGCAUGCCGUGCUACUUGGCGUGUGUGCAACGAAGAUAUAGAGCUUGCAAGAUUUCAAAUAGCUUCCAAAUGAUUGCUGUUGGACGAUGCCAUUAAUGCGAUAGGAGUGCAUUCCUUUUUCUCCUGCAUCACAAGCGUUUGUUCAAACUCGAAAUCAAAACUUGAAGAGGAACCCACCAACACGGAGCCCAAUGAAACCUAUCCUUUGAUUGCAUAUUUCACUGUGUACACACCCAACGACAAUUGCAACGACAACACCUUUUUUACCGCGCUACAUAACCAAGAUUUAGAGCCGGUCAUUCAAGGUAUGAAAGUGCGAAACGCUGCCAAUAAUUAAUUGGAAAAUGCGGCAAGACAGCUCUUUCAAACAGUGAAGGACCAUAACAACCGCAGUAUCCAGGAGAUGCUUGACAGUAGUGGUAAAACACCGGUUCUAGCACAGUUUGCUAAAACACGCAUUUUACCAAACAAGUUUAGUCAUGUCUGACUUUUCCGGGACUUCUCUUCCGCCCCUUCGAAACAUUUUGUAAAAGUUGUUUCCCAAGACUUUAUAAAAUCCGUUCCCAAGACUUUUCCAAGAUCCUCUUCAAGACUUUCCCAAGACGUUUCCGGGAUCGUCUUUCUUGGAGACAUUUGUAAAGAAAAAAGACUUUUUCCAAGAUUUGUUACCGUGGAAAAAAAGUAUCUUAUGAGAAUUGGAUAUAGAAUAAAAGAAGGUCUGUUCGGUUCCAUCCGGUCGAUAGAGUCUAAUAUAUAGAGUUAUUUAUUUUUUUCCCUAACCUAUUCGAGGUUAGGGAAAUUUUUUCUUUUUGGAAUCCGGAUUUGGAAAAUAUAUAUAGAAAUAAAGUAUAUAGUAAAAGUUCGAUAACUUAGAAGUUUAUAUAUUAGAUUUCAUAGAACGGAUGAGAUCCGGUUCCCUCAAAUUACUGAAGGAGGGCAAAACUACGGGAACGGAGAAGGAGAUCAAUGACCGUUUCGAUGCGUACGCUAGGGAGGAAAGAAUGAGAUUUAUCGAAAAGGAACGGGAAGAAAAAAAGUGGGAGAGUGAUAUUGCGAAAGAAGAGAAAAGACGAAAUAAGGAUAUUGCGUACUGGAAGGCGGAAGCUCGAGAAUGGAAGAAGGAACUUCGCGAACGUCGAAAACAAUCUGAAAAGAACGCGAAACAAAAAAUUCGGGAAGAAAAAAGAUGGCAAAGCGACAUUACAAAUGAAGAGAAAAAGCGAAAUAAGGAGAUUGCGUACUGGAAGGCGGAAGCCCAAAAAUGGAAGAAGGAGACGCAACGUUUACGUCGGAACGAAAAAGCUAGGGAAACAUAUGCUGAGGAAAAGCGUCAGAUUGCAUCGGGUCGAUGGAAAGGUAAGAAGAAAUUUGCUAAACUUCAGUUUGCUCUUGAAAAGAAACUGAAAAAGAUUUGGCAAAACCCUAGAGAAAAUUUCGAGCCCGUUCUUGAAAAACAUGCGUUCGGAAAAAAAGUAAAAAAGUAUUCGAUCACCCCGAACGGAAAUUACGAACCAUUAUAUUUUUUAGAUGUGACGGCAAGUGAGGUUCGUAAACUUAUAGAUUCCGUAAAGGGAUUGAAGAACGUAAGAUUAUGUUUGGUUUGUAAGAUGGUAAAAAUGAACGGCGCGACGGGAGAGGAAACGGUAGAUAUUGCACAUUUCAGUUCGAAAAAUUAUAAGUUGACCGGAACGGAUAUGACGGAAGAAACGUUGAAGGAGAUGAAAGGAAAAAUCCUAGAGUCUUUUUCAAAAUAUCAGAAGAACGGUAGCGGAUGGACGUUACGAAGACUGAUCCGGCUAGAUAUCAACAUCGAAAAAUAUGAACCGCUUCGAGGUGCAAAACAUGUGAAGUUACCCGAAAAAAUGAAGGGGAAAAAAGCGAUCGUUAACAUGAAAAAUGAAGACGACGAGUGUUUCAAAUGGGCGGUCACGCGUGCGUUAAAUCCGGUUGAUAAAAACCCUGGAAGAAUCACAAGGGAACUUCGGAAACAGUCUGAAAAACUAAAUUGGGAUGGAAUUAAAUUCCCAACACCAAUCAAUGAUAUCGGUAUAUUUGAGAAAAAUAAUAUUCCUAUCAACGUUUUCGGGAGUGACGAGAAGGAAAAAAUCUAUCCCAUCCGUAUAUCGGGAAAACCUAAUCCCAUCCGACUUUUCUUUUGGGAUAAUCAUUAUGGUGUCGUGAAGGAUAUGUCGAGACUUGUCAGCAGUCAACUUAGUAAGGAUGAGCAUAAAAAUAUAUUUGUGAUCGAUGUAUCAAUGUAUUUGGAACACAAAAAUUAUUGGACGAUCACGAAAUACUAUGUUCCGAACAUGAAUCUCAGAGACAAGUAUACGUCAAACCCGGAGAGAAAUUAAAAUUUAAGAGUUACGAAAAGAUACACGAAGGUCCGUUCGUUAUUUAUGCGGAUAUUGAGAGUUAUAUUGAACCGUUGGAUGUUGAAGAAAAGAGUUUGGAUAAAUCAAGUGCCACUCGAUACCAGAAACAUAAUCCCAGCGGAUUUACAUAUCUCAUCAAAUGUUUUGACGACUCUCUUUACGAACCAAAAUUAGUUUGUUAUACACAACAAUAUGAGGGAGAGAAUGUGAUGGAGAAAUUUAUCAUUCUUCUCGUAGCAGAUAUCAUCGAUAUUUACAAUAGAUUUAUGGUACCGACUCCUAUCGAAAUGAUGCCGGACGAUAUCAUGGAUUUUACGGAGUCGAUGCAAUGUUAUACAUGUAGCGGCUUGUUUACGGAUAAAAAUCCGAAGGUAAGAGAUCAUUGUCAUUACACGGGUCGAUAUCGUGGAGCGGCAUGUAAUUCGUGUAAUCUUCGAAUGAAAAAUCCAAAAUUUAUACCGGUUCUUUUUCAUAAUUUAGAGGGAUAUGACGCGCAUCAUUUCAUUAGAAAUCUAGGUGUGAGUGAAGGAGAUAUUGACUGUAUCCCUCGAACGGAAGAAAAUAUAUAUCGUUCACAAAAAAUAUCGUGGUCGAUACGUACAAGGAUGUGAAGGGGAACGUCAAAAACAUCACGAGAAAGAUCCGGUUUUUAGAUUCGUUCAAAUUCAUGUCGAGUUCGUUAAGUAAUCUUGUGAACGAUCUUGGAAAAAAGGAUUUUGUAAUGACGGAUCAGAUGAUGUUGGAUUAUACGACGGAACAACGGGAUAUCCUCAAACAGAAAGGAGUGUAUCCUUACGAAUACAUGGACUGAUUUCCUAGAUUGGAAGAAACAUCUCUUCCACCCAAAGACAAAUUUUUCAGUAGUUUAACGAAUGAAAAUAUUACGGACGAAGAGUACGAACGAGCACAAAAGGUAUGGAAAUUAUUUGACAUGAAAACUAUGCGCGACUACCACGAUCUAUACUUGAAAACAGACGUUCUUCUUCUGGCAGACGUCAUGGAAAGAUUCCGUGGAGUUUGUAUGGAGAAUUACGAACUCGAUCUGUUAUGGGAAUAUACGACACCGGGAUUAACGUGGAACGCAUGUUUAAAAAAUACGGAAAUACAUUUAGAAUUAAUUUCCGAUCCGACUAUGUUUAAUUUUAUUGAGAGAUGUAGUCGUGGUGGUAUUAGCAUGAUCAGCAAAAGAUAUGCAGUUGCAGACAAUAAGUAUAUUGGUCUUUCGAAAAUACCGUAUAGUAUUAUCCAAUGCAUGAAAAAAUUAGACGAUACUAUUCGAAAAGAUCCUGAAGAUUUAGAUAAAAAAUUAGAUGCAUUCGAAGCCGAGGUAGAGAAUAUCGUCAAGGAUUAUGACGAUGCAGAUGUGGAAUUCAUCAACCAGUACCUGGAUAAAAAUCUUACAAGAUGGGUUGAGAGUAUUCGUCGUAACGGUGAAGAUCCAUCUACAUACUUACCCUAUCUGGAUGCAAAUAAUCUGUACGGAUGGGCAAUGAGUCAACCAUUACCCUACGCAGAUUUCGAAUGGAUGAACGACAACGAAUUAAGGAAAUGGGAUCGGCUUCCAUCGGGAAAAGGAUGUUUUCUAGAGGUAGAUUUAGAUUAUCCGGACGAACUUCAUGAUUUACAUAAUGAUUACCCGCUUGCACCCGAAAGGAUUAAGUUGGGAAAUGUAGAAAAACUUACACCAAAUCUUAACGAUAAGAAAAAUUAUGUUCUUCAUUAUCAGAAUUUAAAAUUAUAUAUCAAACUAGGAUUAAAAUUAACUAAAAUUCAUCGCGGCGUUAUUUUUUCGGAAAAGCCUUGGUUGGCGGAAUAUAUUCAACUGAACACCAAUUUACGUAAGAAGGCAAAGUCGGAUUUUGAAAGUAAUUUCUUCAAACUGAUGAAUAAUGCUGUGUUCGGUAAGACGAUGGAAAAUGUUCGCAACAGAGUGAACAUUCAACUUGUCAACCGGGAAGAAAAAUGGAAUAAGUUAGCGAGAAAAAGUUAUUACAAGUCAACAACGAUAUUUACGGAAAAUUUAGCUGCCGUCCACAUGAGAAAGACGGUCGUCCAACUGAAAAAACCUAUUUACCUUGGCGUUGCUAUUUUAGAAUUAAGUAAGACGUUAAUGUAUAACUUUCAUUAUAAUUACAUCAAGAAAAAUAUGGUAAAAAUGCCGAACUUUGUUUUACGGACACGGACUCGUUAUUAUAUGAUGUAAAAACCGAUGAUUUUUUCAAAUACAUAUCGUCAGACGUUCGCAAAAGAUUCGACACGAGUAAUAUGGAUAAAAACCAUCCGUCUGGAAUUUUAGCCGGAGUGAAUAAGAAAGUCAUCGGUGUGAUGAAAUCUGAAACGGGAACAACCCAGAUUAUAAAGUUUGUUGGAUUAAGGCCGAAGUUAUACUCGUUCGUCACGGACGGUGGGAAAGAAGAAAAGAAAUGUAAAGGUGUUAAGAAAUGCGUUGUGAAAAAUGAGAUCACGACCCAAAAUUUUGGGGAUUGUCUUUUCAGCGGUAAGGAGCAAUGGCGUAGUAUGAAUACAUUUCGUAGUAGAAAACACGACAUUUACACGGAAAGGAUAGUGAAGAUUGCCUUAUCCGCAAAUGACGAUAAAAGAUAUAUCUGCGAGGAUAAAAUCCAUACUUUAGCGCUCGGACACAGAGACUUACGCAAAUAGAUCUUGAGAUUAUUCGCGAGUAAUCUCAAGUAUGUCUUGUAAAAGACUCGAGUAAAUUCUAAGUACGACUUGUCAGUAAACUCCAGUAAAUUUGAGUACGACUUCAGUUUACUUGUCAGUAAAUUCUAGUACGACUUGUCAGUAAACUCGAGUAAAUUUUAAGUACGACUUAAGUUUACUUGUCAGUAAAUUCUAGUACGUCUUGUAAAAGACUCGAGUAAAUUCUAAGUACGACUUGUCAGUAAACUCCAGUAAAUUUGAGUACGACUUAAGUUUACUUGUCAGUAAAUUCUAGUACGACUUGUCAGUAAACUCGAGUAAAUUUUAAGUACGACUUAAGUUUACUUGUCAGUAAAUUCUAGUACGUCUUGUAAAAGACUCGAGUAAAUUCUAAGUACGACUUGUCAGUAAACUCCAGUAAAUUUGAGUACGACUUAAGUUUACUUGUCAGUAAAUUCUAGUACGACUUGUCAGUAAACUCGAGUAAAUUUUAAGUACGACUUAAGUUUACUUGUCAGUAAAUUCUAGUACGUCUUGUAAAAGACUCGAGUAAAUUCUAAGUACAACUUUUCAGUAAACUCCAGUAAAUUUGAGUACGACUUAAGUUUACUUGUCAGUAAAUUCUAGUACGACUUGUCAGUAAACUCGAGUAAAUUUUAAGUACGACUUAAGUUUACUUGUCAGUAAAUUCUAGUACGUCUUGUAAAAGACUCGAGUAAAUUCUAAGUACGACUUGUCAGUAAACUCCAGUAAAUUUGAGUACGACUUAAGUUUACUUGUCUAUAAAUUCUAGUACGACUUGUCAGUAAAUUCCAGUAAAUUUAAGUACGACUUGUCAGUAAACUCCAGUAAAUUUGAGUACGACUUGUCAGUAAAUUCCAGUAAAUUUAAGUACGACUUGUCAGUAAACUCCAGUAAAUUUGACUACAACUUGUCAGUAAACUUCAGUAAAUUUAAGUACGAACAAGCAAAUCUCAGUAGAAGUACAUAUAGAAUAAAGAGAAUGUCGGACGAACCGAAGACAGAUCCACCGGUAACAAAUCCCGUAAAAACUAAAGAUCCAAGAAAAGUCGAAGCGGGAAAAAGACUUGCAAAAAUUAGUCGGGAAGCAAUGGCGAGAAAGAAAGCGCGUCUGGAAUUAGAAGAACGGCAAAAUUUUGAAGAGGAAAAUGUAUCGAUGUUUUCCUUGGAAAAGAUAAGUCUGGUUUUCGGUAUUGGGAUCGGUAUAGGAUCACUUUACCUUGCGUGGCGUAACGCGAACAAAGAUGUGGAAAAUGUUGUGGAAGACGAAAAGUGUUGCGAAGUUAAAGAGGAAGCAUUGGAACCAUCUGUCGACUUAUUUGAUUAA